GAACUAUCCCCUCCAAGUCGUCACUCACGAGUUGUGAUUCCCGCGAUCCAGUGUGGCUGGGUUCAAAAACAAAAACCUAAAACCUCUUCCCUAAAAACUUAUCUCCGAAAAUGAAAGCUUAGAUUCAUAAGGGCGAUUAUUUUACUGCUCCAUGCAACUUCAUUCGGUUGCUUCCGAGGAUGCCCCAUUUAAUAAAUUCAAGGAAGCAGAUCAAGAGUAAAGUGAAAAUUGUUGCUUCAAUAAACAAAGGCAACACUAGGGAUGAAAUUAAAAUCCUAGACAACAGCAAACAGGUAAAGAAAUCAAAUGGAGAGGGGAAGAGUGAUCGAACAGGUUCUGAUGUUUUUUCAAGUAAAAAUUCAGGUCGAAAGGCUAGUAGAGUGAGGGAAAUCUCUUCAGGUUCGGAGAAACCAGUCAAGAAAUCAAAUGGUAAAGGGAGAAAUGAUGAAUCGAUUUCUGCUUCUUCCUCAAGUAAGCUUGGAGCUCAAAGGGUUGGUAUGGUGAAGAAAAUCCCUGAAGAGAAACAGGUAAAAAUUGCAAAUGGAAAUAGGAAAACAGAUGAGUCAGUGUGUUCUACUUAUACUGGACAGUUGGCAAGGGGAAAAGUAAGUAAAACAAGGGAUAUUUGUUAUGAUACUGAUAAUUACAAGGGAAAAAGUUCUAGAGAGAGAAAGUCUGCCAUUUCAAAGCCUAAACAUGCAGCUAACAGUGCUUCUUCCAAUGCAGAAGGCGAGAGCUCUGAAGCUUUAAAAUCACCUAUGAAGAAAACUCAGCCAUUGAAUAGGGCACAUUCAAAGUCCACGAGUAAAUUAUCAGAGUGGCACCCUGAUCAAAAGAUAGAUAUUGGGUCAUCACGUCUUGAUCGCAAAGGGUUGCAAGCUUCUAUUAACCUAGAAUCUGAUCGAGUGAAGAGAAAAUAUGACAAGUUCAGGCCACCAAAAAGAGAGAACUUAUUUAAAAGCUCUGAAUAUUCGAGUGAUAAAGGUGUUAGAAAGUCUUUUAACAAGAAGACUGCCAUUGAAUCAAAUUCAAAGGAAUUUGUGGAUCAUAGGCUUGUUUCCUCUAGGCCUUCUAGGAGGUCUGAUAAGCAAAACCAGCUAAGCAAUGGAGCUUUGAACAGUGUUGGUAAACUCAAACGCAAAAAAGGCUCAGAUGAUGAAUCAACUAUAAUUGAUGAUCAGCCAAAGAAAAGGAAAAGGGUCAUUCGUUUGGAUCCCAAUGAUAUCUCGAAUAAGCGUCUCGUUGAUGGCAAUGAGGAGCAUAAAGAUGAUGGGCUUUGUGCUAAAGUGCAGGAGAAGUCUAUGGAGAAAGAACUACAACUGUCACUGAAUGCACAGUUUCGUGCUAUACAACCAAGUCCAGACAUUAUUUCCUUUGUUGAAGAUAAUCUCCUGGGGCGUAGGCGUUUAAUUGAAUUGCGAAAUGCAGGCUACAAUAUUCAGUUGCCUGUUCCUUUAGAUAAUAUUCCUUUCUCUAACAAUCCAGAACGAGAGAAGAUUGAAGAAAAUGUGUUCAGGAGCAAGUUGACCUUUUUUGCCGCUGCAAAGGUUUCUUCCUCUUUUCCUCCUCCAGAAGUUUCAGAGAUCGCGUUUGCCGGAAGGUCAAAUGUUGGAAAGUCUUCAUUGAUGAAUGCACUCACUAGGCAGUGGGGUGUGGUUCGGACAUCAGAUAAACCUGGAUUAACACAGACUAUUAAUUUCUUCCAGCUUGGACCAAAGCCCUGCUUAGUUGAUUUACCUGGAUAUGGUUUCGCAUAUGCAAAGGAAGAAGUUAAAGAUGCUUGGGAGGAACUUGUAAAGGAGUAUGUGACCACACGAAUUAAUCUGAAGAGAGUUUGUCUGCUGAUUGAUACCAAGUGGGGUAUGAAACCAAGGGACCAGGAGCUCAUCAACUUGAUGGAGAAGUCACAAACUCAAUAUCAAAUCGUAUUAACUAAGACAGAUACCGUCUUCCCAGUUGAUGUGGCUCGUCGUGCGAUGCAAGUGCGGGAGGCCCUUAAGAAGAACAAGUCCAUUGUUCAGCCAGUGAUGAUGGUUAGUUCAAAGACUGGAGCUGGUAUCCGGAGUUUGAGAUCAGUACUUGCCAAGGUUCCUCGGUUUGUGAGGCUAUAACUGACUUAUUCCUAUGUAAGGCUUUGAUAAAGGAUCCCAUUUUCUCAUUUGUAUCUUUUGAUCCUUAGUAAUUGUUGAAAGCAUUAAAUGUAUAUUUUGGCAUAGAAUCAUGAGGUUCCUCCCUGUUUACAAGGUUCAUUCGGGAAGCAUAGGUUAAUGAUGAUUUGAAUGCAACAGAGUCUGAAUAUUUAUAUACUGUUUUCAAUACUAGUUCAAGAAGAUCAUUCUCAUCUUUCUUGAAGUUGUAGGGUUGGGGGAGAUUUUUGUUCUAAUGGAUUUGUUUCA
Amborella trichopoda is the source of this 2396-nucleotide messenger RNA. RefSeq names its product P-loop containing nucleoside triphosphate hydrolases superfamily protein. NCBI's taxonomy places the organism in Eukaryota, Viridiplantae, Streptophyta, Magnoliopsida, Amborellales, Amborellaceae. The record is from RefSeq and is a predicted model, not a curated record. Gene Ontology annotation, molecular function: GTP binding.